AUGUUUUAUAAUUACAUUAGUGAGAUAUUCGCCCAUAAAACUGGAACUGGUAACACUAGGAAUAACAGGGAUAGCAGGCCUAAGUACUUAGGCCUUAAACGGUUCCAUAACAUGUUUGUUUAUACUGGAAACAUUAUCGUAAGACAACGUGGAGCUCAUUUUAAACCAGGACCCGGAGCUGCUAUGGGUAGAGAUUUUACUAUUUAUGCAAAGAGAAGUGGCCGCUUGCAGAUUUUAAAGAGGCGUGUUAGCGUCCUUGACUUAUUAGCUGAAAAUCAAUACUUAAAGGAACAAAAUAAAAACUAUGAUUCCCCAAUGAUCACAACAUUAUCCAAAAUUUGGACCAAAAAAUCACUUUAA
Molecule: messenger RNA, 360 nt
Organism: Theileria annulata
Lineage: Eukaryota; Apicomplexa; Aconoidasida; Piroplasmida; Theileriidae
Product: 50S ribosomal protein L27, putative
Exons: 2
Coding region: 1-360 (119 amino acids)
Biological process (GO): translation
Cellular component (GO): ribosome
Molecular function (GO): structural constituent of ribosome
Source: RefSeq, a predicted model, not a curated record